Molecule: messenger RNA, 658 nt
Organism: Lolium rigidum
Lineage: Eukaryota; Viridiplantae; Streptophyta; Magnoliopsida; Poales; Poaceae
Exons: 2
Coding region: 13-474 (153 amino acids)
Source: RefSeq, a predicted model, not a curated record
CCUGCCAAGAAGAUGCCGGCCAUGGAUUCCAAUGCCCCGGGACAAUUAAUCGGGUUGGAGGAUUAUGCCAGUUUUUCUGUCCAUGGGAGAGAGAUGAUUGGAUCUGUAACACAUUGGCAUUUCGAUUCAUUUGGCCCUGUGGGUACCCAAGGGAGUGUCAAUCAGCCUGCUGAUGCUUUUGGACAGAGCCAAAUGAGCAGCAACGUGGAUUGGCCUAUUCCUAUUGAUGAAUCUGUAGCACGUAUGGAGGAAGAUGCCCAAGCUGAAGGCAAUGUUGAUGAGGAAUACCAAGUUGACGGAGAAACCGACUCUGAUCAUUAUGAUGAUUUUCUGGUUCGUUGUGAAGGUGAUACAGAUGUUGAGGAAUGCUUCCCAACACCAGUGGCAGCAAAUUAUGUACUUGAGAAAGAGAAGCCAAGGGUAGAGAGGGAAGACAUCCAGGAACGAGGUAGGAAAAAAAAAUGCAAAGGAUAAGGCGGAGCUGUCAAGAGCAGCCAAGAGAAGGGCAAUAGAAGGAGUUCUGGAGGAAGAAGGCAUGCCAUUUAGUGAUCAAGCAAGUGAUGACUGCAGGGACUUGGAUGAUUCUAGCGAUGAUGAUGGAGCUGUGGAUCCAAAGUCUGUGUCCUUAACAAAGAGGAAGAGCAGAUCAAAGAAACUA